Messenger RNA from Phialemonium atrogriseum, 1151 nucleotides. Its product is annotated as glutathione S-transferase. Lineage: Eukaryota; Fungi; Ascomycota; Sordariomycetes; Cephalothecales; Cephalothecaceae. Bases 238 to 957 code for a protein of 239 amino acids. The record is from RefSeq and is a predicted model, not a curated record. The transcript is spliced from 2 exons.
CUCGAAGAAAUCGAGCGACCACCGACGAACGACCACCGACGAGCGACCCACCGACCGAGACUCCAGAUGGAUGAUGGAUGGAGAUGAAGACUGAGACAGUCCCCAAAAUACUUAAAGGAUACGUCCGACCUCUCACAGAACCAUUUCCCUCCUGCUCUCAUCAACAUCGGUCUUGACAAUUAAUUACCACAUAAUUACAACCAAUUAGUUUCCUCUGCCGAAGAGACCCCUUGCAUCAUGUCUACCACCCUGAAGACCUUCAGCCUUUACUAUCACGGCCCCAGCCCAAAUCCCUGGAAGGUGGCCAUCGUUCUCGAAGAACUUGGACUCCCUUGGGAGUUUGUCGACGUCGAACCAUCCGACCUGAAGACGGAGCCAUUCAUCUCCCUCAACCCAAACGGCCGUGUUCCUGCUCUGGUCGACCAUAACAAGGAUAUCACGCUCUGGGAGUCCGGCGCCAUCAUCGACUACCUCAUCGCCGAGUACGACCCAGAAGCCAAGCUGCACUACACCUCCUUCCCGGAGAAGUACACCACCCGCAGCUGGGAGCACUUCCAGAUGAGCGGCCAGGGCCCCUACUUCGGCCAGAAAAACUGGUUCUCCUUCGCCCACCCGGAGAAGCUCCCGUCCGCCAUCGAGCGGUACGCCAACGAGAUCAAGCGUGUCACCGGCGUCAUCGACGCUCAUCUCGCAAAGGAGAAGACGGACUACCUUGUCGGCAACAGGGUCACGUAUGCGGACUUGAUGUUUAUCCCGUAUCACACGAGCACGCCUAUUGUCAUUGCGCCUGAGAUCGACUUGCGUGAGUGGGUGAACUACUCGGCCUGGAUGGAUAGGUUGUUGGCCCGCCCGGCUGUUGCAAAGGUUGUGUCUGUGUGGGAGAAGAUGAUGGAAGAGGGCUUGGCAAAGCGGAAGGCAGCGCAGGAGGCUGCCUCUGUUGAGGGUAAGUCUGCUUGAGGCAGGAAUCAAGAGGACUGUGGACUGAACUCUUCAUGCGCAAACCUUAACAUGUGUUGGAACUCUUCGAUUCGAUAGGGCUUGGCCGCCGUCCAGAGGAAUAUGAUACCUCACAAUCUGAGGAGCGGGACCAAUUACAUUCUGGAUUUCUCUUUUCACAGAACCCCCAGCUCUCUCAGUUUGUUAAAGCGUGA